This is a messenger RNA of Oryza brachyantha (malo sina), 2867 nucleotides long. RefSeq names its product sulfate transporter 1.2-like. Gene Ontology annotation, cellular component: membrane. Gene Ontology annotation, biological process: transmembrane transport. The transcript has 15 exons. Gene Ontology annotation, molecular function: secondary active sulfate transmembrane transporter activity. NCBI's taxonomy places the organism in Eukaryota, Viridiplantae, Streptophyta, Magnoliopsida, Poales, Poaceae. Bases 630 to 2600 code for a protein of 656 amino acids. The record is from RefSeq and is a predicted model, not a curated record.
CAAACAAAAAAGUCAGAUAUCUUACAAAAACUGAGGGAGUAGAAAAAUAGAGAAACAAUUAAAAUGACAAAGUAGCUGAAGCGUAUAACCAUGUAAAUAAUAUUUUAGCAAAACUUAUUUUAUUAAUGCUAUUAUUGCAAAAGGAUAGGUAUGUAAUUUUCUAAUGCGGUCCGCCCUCCCGCACCGGCAACCCUCGCGACUAUUCCGCAGUCAAUUCUCCACCUUCCAUUCUCCCUCGGGUCCGCUCGUACGACCCGCGCCGUGCACCCGUAGACCCGAACCACGGUUGACCGCACUGCUCCCGGGUGCCCGGGCCCACCCGCGGCCGCAGUCUCCCUGGCACAGCCAUUUUCGAGUGCCACUGUAUUCGUGCGUGCCGAGCGUGCGACUGCGUAUAUUUGCCGGAGCGAAAUCCGCCAUUGCUGCCCGCUCGCUCCUCCUCCUUCUUCCUCCCCCUCCUCCGUUGGGAAGGACGGGACGGCGAGGAGUUUGGUCUUCCGGUUCUCUCCAACGAAGGAGAUGUCGCGUUCUGCGAGUGAGGCCUGAGUGGCGCCUCGCUUACCUGGGGAACCCGGCCAAGGCGCACCUGAACCGUUCGGUUAUUUAACAGUUAAUAUAGUACUUCAGACAUGGUUCAUCAGCAUGAUGAGUCAACUGCCAAUGAAGUCAACACCAAUGCACAGCUUCCCUCCUAUGAACCGUCUCAAGAACCACACGUGUACAAGGUUGGGCGUCCCCCUCAAAAGAACUUGGCCAAAGAGCUUGCAGACACAUUGAGAGAGACUUUCUUCCAUGACAACCCACUACAUCGGUACAAGGACCAGUCUGGAUCGUCAAAGUUCAUGAUGGUGUUGCAGUUCCUGUUCCCAAUCUUUGAGUGGGGCAGGAGCUACAGCUUAAGCAAGUUCAAAGGUGAUCUAAUUGCUGGAUUGACCAUUGCAAGUCUCUGCAUUCCCCAGGACAUCGGAUAUUCGAAACUUGCUAAUUUGGAUGCACAGUAUGGACUAUACUCCAGUUUUGUUCCCCCAUUGAUAUAUGCUGCAAUGGGAAGCUCAAAGGAUAUUGCAAUAGGUCCAGUUGCAGUGGUUUCUCUUUUAAUAGGUUCACUUCUACAAAAUGAAGUUGAUCCUGUCAAAAACAAGGAGGAAUACGUACGCCUUGCUUUCACUGCUACCUUCUUUGCUGGUAUCACUCAAGCAGCCCUAGGAUUUUUAAGGCUAGGAUUCCUCAUCGAGUUCUUGUCACAUGCUGCAAUUGUUGGGUUUAUGGGCGGAGCAGCCAUUACUAUUGCUCUUCAGCAGCUAAAACUUGUGUUGGGUAUCAGGAGCUUUACAAAGAAAACUGACAUAGUUUCUGUUAUGCGCUCUGUUUGGAGUUCAGCUCACCAUGGGUGGAAUUGGCAGACUAUUGUGAUUGGCAUGGCCUUCCUUGCUUUCCUUCUUUUUGCCAAGUAUAUUGGAAAGAAGAACAGGAAGUUUUUCUGGGUGCCAGCUAUUGCUCCUAUAAUUUCAGUUAUCUUGGCAACACUUUUUGUGUACAUUACCCAUGCUGAAAAGCAAGGUGUUCAGAUUGUUAACCAUAUCAAAAAGGGCGUCAACCCAUCAUCAGUCGACAAGAUUUAUUUCACCGGUCCAUUUGUUGCAAAAGGUUUCAAGAUCGGUGUUAUUUGCGGCAUGAUCGGUUUAACGGAAGCUGUAGCAAUUGGAAGGACUUUUGCUGCUCUGAAGGACUAUCAAUUAGAUGGAAACAAGGAGAUGGUAGCACUAGGAACUAUGAACAUAGCAGGCUCAAUGACAUCUUGUUAUAUUGCAACAGGUUCAUUCUCUCGUUCAGCAGUCAAUUUCAUGGCUGGCUGCCAAACACCAGUAUCCAAUAUCGUGAUGUCAACAGUUGUUCUCCUGACCUUGUUGGUCAUCACACCACUCUUCAAGUAUACACCGAAUGCGAUCCUCGGGUCUAUAAUCAUUUCUGCAGUGAUCAGCCUUGUGGACUACGAGGCAGCAAUUCUCAUUUGGAAAGUUGACAAAAUGGACUUCAUUGCCUGCAUGGGAGCAUUCUUUGGUGUGGUUUUUGCAUCUGUUGAGAUAGGUCUCUUAAUAGCUGUAUCAAUUUCAUUUGCUAAAAUACUUCUUCAAGUAACGAGGCCAAGGACCGUACUUCUUGGAAACCUUCCAGGCACCACAAUAUACAGAAACACCGAUCAGUAUCCGGAAGCAAGACAUGUUCCUGGGCUAAUAAUAGUGAGGGUUGAUUCUGCUAUCUACUUCUCCAACUCUAAUUAUGUCCGGGAGAGAAUUCUUAGGUGGUUGACGGAGGAAGAAGAGAGAGCCAAAGCAGAGGGAGAGUCUAAAAUCAACUUCUUGAUCAUAGAGAUGUCUCCGGUUAUCGAUAUCGAUACAAGUGGCAUCCAUUCUCUAGAAGAUCUGUACAAGAAUCUUCAGAAGAGAGACAUUCAGCUUAUCCUAGCGAAUCCUGGAUCCAUCGUCAUCGAAAAGCUCCUGUCGUCCAAUCUCACCGAGCACAUAGGAAGUAACAAUAUUUUCCUCACGGUUUCUGACGCUGUGUGUUUCUGCACAAGCAAAACGAUGCAAGAGCCGUGAAGAAAAAUGCAUGGCUGUGGUAGACAUGGUGUUAUAGUAUACGCGUAUCAUCUAUCCGAUGAUACAUAGGAGCAAUUGCAUAGCCCAAUCAGGUGGUUCAGUGACAUGGUUAUAGUACUGUAAUAUGCAUAUAUAGCUGUAUGGUGAAUAGGUUUGAUGCAAACUAAAAUGCCAUACCUGUCACAAAUUUAGGAACAGGUAAUAGUAAUAAGGUAGGCAUUCCCUCCUACCCUUGAACUGUUUUCUUUAUUCUCAAAUAGUUUGAUG